AAGGCCCCGCCCCCCCGUCUCAACUGACCGUGCAGGAGCAACUUAUGCGUGGGAACAAAACUUCGUACAUUUCGCUGAAUUAAUAAGAUUUAUAUGACAUAACGUAUCAUAAACACAUCUCAUUUUCACUCACUGCAUAUUAAUGCGCACACAAUGACGCGAGAGGAGGACCUGUUGCGGAUUGCUAAAAAACUAGACAAGAUGGUGUCUAGAAAUAACAUGGACGGAGCUCUAGAUCUUCUGAGAGAAUUGAAAAAUUUCAACAUGACACUGAAGCUUCUUCAGGAUACAAGAAUUGGCAUGUCUGUCAACGGAAUAAGAAAACAUUGCACAGAUGAGGAUGUUGUCAACUUGGCAAAGAUUCUUAUCAAAAACUGGAAGAAGCUUUUAGAAUCAGCUCAAAACCAAAAGUCUGAGAAGACAAAUGAGAAUGGCAGUCAUCCAAGCAAGCCAUCAGGGUCACCCAACAGGACUUCUCCUGAGAGAGACUCCAGUCCACGAAGGUUGACAACGGAAAUUAAACCAGACUUAGACUUCAACAAGAAACCCGAUGAAAAACACAGAAGAGAGAAACGAGAUGCAGAGCUCAGGAACAAAAAACAAGAAAGUGACCAGAAAAAAGAGAAACAAUCUAUUAACAAUAAAAAGGAGCUAGAGAGGAAAGACGCAUUGAACAGUGAUCAUCUUCCCUCCCAAAAGACGCAUUCGUCUCCGCCCCCUAAGUGUCCUCUUCCAUCUGGGGAAGUGAAGAGGGAGAGCACAACAAAAUGUCCAACAAGGAAAGAUGCUCCCGUUGAUUUUUUCCCUCCUGCUUCGAUCAUUUAUCACCAUCCUCUAAGACGCUCAUCAGUAGAUGUAAAGAAAGAGAGAAAAGACACUCUGGGUUCUUUACAGUCUCUUCCUCUUCAGUCUCAUCCCCCUAAGCGUCCCUUCAUAGAUGGAAAGAAAGAAAGGAAAGACGCACAUGAACUUCUUUUUCCUCUUCAUCAUCACCCUCAUCCUCCACUUCCUCCUCCUCCUAUUCCUAUCCCUAAGCGCUCAUCAGAAGUGAAGAAAGAAAGGAAAGAUCCUUCUGAAACUUUACCUCCUCCUGCUCCUGUCCUUUCUCUUCCUCCUCCUCCCAAACGUCCAUCACUAGAGGAGCCCAAAGAAAGGGCAAAGAAAGAAAUUGAUCCGAAUGCCCCUCUUCCUCCUUUACCUUUUCAUCUACAUCCUCCUCAGAAACGAGAGAUGAAGAAAGAAAGAAAAGAAACAGCGGCUCCCAGUGCUCCUCUCCCUCCUGUUCCUCUUCAUCUUCAACCUCCUACACCUACAAAACGUCCCUCAUUAGACACAAAUAAAGACAAAGAGAAAGAAAGAAAAGACACAUCAGACCCGAAGCGACGGACGUCUGAACACAAUGAGAAAGAUAGAAAAGACACAAGACACAGUAAACCACUCAAAAGACCAUCAAUGAAGCUCAAGAUUGAGAGAAAGGACUUCACCGAUUCCAAAAAGCUCCAUCCUAGAAAGCUGAGCAUAGAAGGACGGAGAGAAAGUAAGGACUCUACCGACUCCAAGUCAAGCCAUCACCUUUUAAAACGACAAUCAAGUGAAACUAAAUUGGAGAGGAGAGAUUCUACUAGCUCAAGGUAUGGCAACUCACCUCAGGCCAAGAAAUAUAGGGAAUGCAAGAGUAAACCAGAGACCCCAAAGACGCCUACAACACCCACAAGCCCCCUCUCUCCGUCGCUUAGCUCCAGUGUGGGUCCUUUAUCUCCUCGUCUGCAAACCGGGGAUUCCAUCAGGGACAAAUGCAUUGAAAUGCUGACUGCUGCCCUACGUACAGAUGAUGACUUUAAAGACUAUGGGGCAAACUGUGAGGGCAUGGCAGCGGAAAUAGAGGAUCAUAUCUACCAGGAGAUAAAAGCCACAGACAUGAAAUACAAGAACAGAGUCCGCAGCCGCAUAAGUAACCUGAAGGAUCCUAAAAAUCCCAAUCUGCGUAAAAAUGUCUUAGCUGGAGCCAUCGAGUUGAGCCGCAUCGCCACCAUGACUGCUGAGGAAAUGGCUAGUGAUGAACUGAAACAGUUAAGGAACGUGUUGACCCAGGAGGCCAUUCGAGAACAUCAGAUGGCAAAGACUGGAGGAACCACAACUGACCUGCUGCAGUGUGGCAAGUGCAGGAAGAAAAACUGCACCUACAACCAGGUGCAAACCCGGAGUGCUGAUGAACCAAUGACCACAUUUGUGUUGUGCAAUGAAUGUGGUAAUCGCUGGAAGUUCUGUUAACUUGAAGGAGCCAGAAGUCCAACAACAUUGACCAUGUAGCAGUGGCGAGGCCAGAAAUUUUAAAGUGAGCGGACCUUGGUGAAAUAGGGUGGACCAAUGCCUACUCUCAAAUAACAUCAAUUAUAAAAAAUAAUUUGACAAUUAAGUUUAGUUAAAUGAGAUUUAUUGUCAGCCAAUAGUUUCAUGAAAACAACAAAAUCCAUUCAUAAAUUUAUCCAAUGAACAGAAUAAGAUCAAUAAACGAAGAUAAAUAAUCAUAGACGGAGCGUGUGUAAGGCUGGGCAAGGCUUACCCUUCCCCUGGAUGAAGGACUUGAGACUAGCGUGGAAUUUUCUCUCUCAAACCACUGACUGCGGCUGCUUCUGACUGCUUUUAGAGGGAAAAGCUGCCCAUAACCUGCUGGUCUAGGAUCAGUUCUCUCUGUAAAUAAUAGCAUAUUGGCGAUUUGACAAACAAUCCGGUGCAUAUCUGUGUUUGCACUCUGGAGAGUGUCGAAGGUUUCCAUUUUCAAUGUGUUUUUACAUCGUUGAGUAAUGUAGUCAAUCACAGAAAUAUCUGUUGAUUUCUUGAACGUAAUGGCCAAUCAGAGGUGUUUAAUUUAGAAUACACUAACCACUCAAAACGCCGGAGUUUUUGUUCAGUGCUGAGUUCUGCAUGCUCGCGAAUCCUCUCACUGAAAAAGUGUAGACUCGAUGUAAUUGAGAUUCAUUGAUUAUAAUGGAACUUGGUGAGAUGAGUGACAGCUGUUUAGUGAUUAUAAAGGGACAGCUCUUUGCUCGCUUUCUAGGCAAUAUAUAAUCAAUUCAGAAUUUGAUUAAAUUUUUUUUUUUUUUUUUUUCAUUCUUGACCAGCAGCCACAUACACACUGCAAAGUUUCAGGAGUGACAUCGGCUAAAUUCAUGAAUUUGAGCGAUUAUUAUUGUCCUGUAUAUGUGAUUUUUUUUCUUCCUUUCCCACCAAAAAAUUAUUUUGUCUCAUUUGAUUGAGUGGACCAGCCAUCAGUCUGAGUGGGCCAGUGCCACCCUGGCCCUGGUGUAGCCUCGCCACUGCCAUGUAGGAUCUUUUUUUAAUUUGAAAGAGAAAGUAAUAUAAUGUUUUAUUCUACCAGAAAGUGGCCCUGAAUUUAUAAUAUGUAAAUGUAUUCUUUAACUUUUACAAAAGUACACCACACAGCAAAGUGUUCUGUAUAUUCAUAAUUAAAGUGAACAUUAAUUACUUAGGAAAUGUCAAUCUGAUAAAAUUCUACGCUUUUAUACUGUUUUAUGAAAUGCCAGUGUUAAUUUUUUUUACUUGAUUAAUCGGUUUCUUAAACAGAACCCUUUUUGGGUCAGAUUUAAAAAAAACAAUGUAUUAAAAAAUGUACAUUUAAUUAAUGAAGAGAAUCCUAAUCUAUCUCAGAUGUAGCAGCUAUACAGUACAACACAAAAAUGGAUCUAAAUAUUUUUUUUUUUUUUUUAAAUUAUGGUGAUGCAUAAAUGUAGAGAAAAAUAGCAAAAACUAAAGCAAUGAAUGUAAUAUUGAUUUGAAUAAAUUGUUAUAUUGAUUUGA
Messenger RNA from Ctenopharyngodon idella (grass carp), 3819 nucleotides. RefSeq names its product transcription elongation factor A (SII), 3 (gene tcea3). Bases 154 to 2271 code for a protein of 705 amino acids. Gene Ontology annotation, molecular function: nucleic acid binding; zinc ion binding. The record is from RefSeq and is a predicted model, not a curated record. The transcript is spliced from 24 exons. Gene Ontology annotation, biological process: transcription elongation by RNA polymerase II; DNA-templated transcription. NCBI's taxonomy places the organism in Eukaryota, Metazoa, Chordata, Actinopteri, Cypriniformes, Xenocyprididae. Gene Ontology annotation, cellular component: nucleus.